Molecule: messenger RNA, 6994 nt
Organism: Phyllostomus discolor (pale spear-nosed bat)
Lineage: Eukaryota; Metazoa; Chordata; Mammalia; Chiroptera; Phyllostomidae
Gene: GLI2
Product: GLI family zinc finger 2
Exons: 14
Coding region: 568-5247 (1559 amino acids)
Biological process (GO): regulation of transcription by RNA polymerase II; smoothened signaling pathway
Cellular component (GO): nucleus
Molecular function (GO): RNA polymerase II cis-regulatory region sequence-specific DNA binding; DNA-binding transcription factor activity, RNA polymerase II-specific
Source: RefSeq, a predicted model, not a curated record
GGGCUGGGGAGGAGCGUCCUCGGCCGCCUCCUCUCGUCUGGGUCCCCAGGGUCCUCGCGAGCUAGUGCGCGCGGCGCUGGCCGGUGCGUGGCCCAGGGUGUGCUGCAGCCGUGCGCGCGGGGGCGCUGUGCCGACCCGUCGGCGCCCGGAUUGCGGGAGUGCUGGAGUUCGCCAGCCGAGGCAGCACGGCUCCGCAGACUUUUUUUCAAACUCCCAUCAAUGAGACUUCGAGAAGGAGUGGGAGGAGGCGGCGGCGGCCGCUGAGGCAGGCGAGGAAGAGUCGGGCUAGCCGGAGGAGCUGGAGGAAGGAGCGCGGGUCGCGCAGCGCACCGGAGCUUUGGGGUGUUCCCAGCCCGCCUGCUGUAGAGGCGGCCCGACCCCCGCCUGCCUCUUAGUCCCCUCUCUUGCGUGGCCAGACGCGCCGGCCGGACUGAUCCCCGACACUCGGCAGCCCGCGGCGAGUGGCCGCGCCAGCCAAGUUGGGAUGGGGGCUUACAGUCACCGCCUGGCUCCCGAGAGACCACCUGCUUGCUAGAGGGCUGCCGUCCAGGACUAUGAGUGGUUAAGAUGGAGACGUCCACCUCAGCUACUGCUUCGGAGAAGAAGGAAGCCAAAAGUGGGAUCCUGGAGGGCACUGCUUUCCCUGAGCCGGGUAGGAAGGCCUCUGCUCUGGCAGUGGCCACAGUGGCAGCGGCCGCGGCGGCAGCUGCCCAAGGAGUGCCACAGCACCUUUUGCCGCCGUUCCAUGCUCCCUUACCGAUUGACAUGAGACACCAGGAGGGACGGUACCAUUAUGAGCCUCACUCUGUCCACGGCGUGCACGGGCCUCCUGCCCUGAGUGGCAGCCCUGUCAUCUCUGACAUCUCAUUGAUCCGGCUUUCCCCACACCCUGCCGGGCCUGGGGAGUCCCCUUUCAGCGCCCCCCACCCGUACAUGAGCCCCCACAUGGAGCAUUACCUCCGUGCUGUGCACAGCAGCCCCACGCUCCCCACUAUCUCUGCCAGGGGUCUCAGCCCUGCUGACGUGGCCCAUGAGCACCUGAAGGAGAGGGGACUGUUUGGCCUCCCCCCAGCAGGCACCAACCCCUCAGACUAUUACCACCAGAUGACCCUCAUGGCAGGCCACCCCACACCAUAUGGGGACCUGCUGAUGCAGACGGGGGCGGCCACUGGCACACCCCAUCUGCAUGACUACCUCAAUCCAGUGGACGUGUCACGUUUCUCCAGCCCACGGGUAACACCCCGCCUGAGCCGCAAGCGGGCGCUGUCCAUCUCCCCACUCUCAGACGCCAGCCUCGACCUGCAGCGGAUGAUCCGGACCUCCCCCAACUCCCUGGUGGCCUACAUCAACAACUCGCGCAGCAGCUCGGCGGCCAGCGGCUCCUAUGGGCACCUGUCAGCGGGCACCCUCAGCCCCGCCUUUACCUUCCCCCAUCCCAUCAACCCCGUGGCCUACCAGCACAUCUUGAACCAGCAGAAGGGCCUGGGCUCGGCCUUCGGACACACGCCACCCCUGAUCCAGCCCUCGCCCACCUUCCUGGCCCAGCAGCCCAUGGCUCUCGCCUCCAUCAACACCACACCCACCCAGCUCAGCAGUAGCAGCAACUGUCUGAGUGAUGCCAACCAGAACAAGCAGACCAGUGAGUCAGCGGUGAGCAGUACUGUCAAUCCCAUCGUCAUUCAUAAGCGCAGCAAGGUGAAGACAGAGGCCGAGGGCCUUCGACCAGCCUCCCCGCUGUCCCUGACACAGGAACAGCUGGCUGACCUCAAGGAAGACCUGGACAGAGAUGACUGUAAGCAGGAGGCCGAGGUGGUCAUCUAUGAAACCAACUGCCACUGGGAGGACUGUACGAAGGAGUAUGACACCCAGGAGCAACUGGUGCAUCACAUCAAUAACGAGCACAUCCACGGGGAGAAGAAGGAGUUCGUGUGCCGCUGGCAGGCCUGCACAAGGGAGCAGAAGCCCUUCAAGGCGCAGUACAUGCUGGUGGUGCACAUGCGCCGGCACACGGGCGAGAAGCCCCACAAGUGCACAUUUGAGGGCUGCUCAAAGGCCUACUCUCGCCUGGAGAACCUGAAGACGCACCUGCGGUCCCACACCGGGGAGAAGCCCUAUGUGUGUGAGCACGAGGGCUGCAACAAGGCCUUCUCCAAUGCCUCCGACCGUGCCAAGCACCAGAACCGUACCCACUCGAAUGAGAAACCCUAUAUCUGCAAGAUCCCAGGCUGCACCAAGCGAUACACAGACCCCAGCUCUCUCCGGAAGCAUGUGAAAACAGUGCAUGGCCCAGAUGCUCACGUCACCAAGAAGCAGCGCAAUGAUGUGCACCUCCGGGCCCCAUUGCUCAAAGAGAAUGAGGACAAUGAGGCCAACACUGAGCCUGGUGGCCAGGGCUCCGAGGAGAUUGCUGAAGCCAGCAGCACCAGCCAGGCCAUGGAGGACUGCCUGCACGUCAAAGCUAUCAAGACUGAGGGCUCUGGGCUGUGUCAGUCCAGUCCAGGGGCCCAGUCGUCCUGCAGCAGCGAGCCCUCUCCCUUGGGCAGCGCCCCCAACAAUGACAGCGGCGUGGACAUGCCAGGGACAGGGCCUGGAAGUCUGGGAGACCUGACAGCUCUGGAUGACAUGCCCCCAGGGGCCGAUGCCUCAGCCCUGGCCUCCCCCUCCACGGGUGGCCUCCAGCUGCGCCAACACAUGACCACCAUGCACCGGUUAGAGCAGCUCAAGAAGGAGAAGCUCAAGUCACUCAAAGAUUCCUGCUCAUGGGCCGGGCCAGCCCCACACACCCGGAACACCAAGCUGCCUCCCCUCCCGGGAAGUGGCUCUGUCCUGGAAAACUUCAGUGGCAGUGGGGGUGGCAGGCCAGUGGGGCUGCUGCCCAACCCUCGGCUGUCUGAGCUCUCUGCCAGCGAGGUGACCAUGCUAAGCCACCUGCAGGAGCGACGGGAUAGCUCUACCAGCACGGUCAGCUCCGCCUACACUGUGAGCCGCCGCUCCUCCGGCAUUUCUCCAUACUUCUCCAGCCGCCGCUCCAGUGAGGCCUCACCCCUGGGUGCCGGCCUCCCUCACCAUGCCAGCUCCGCGGACUCCUACGACCCCAUCUCCACUGACGCAUCCCGGCGCUCGAGCGAGGUCAGCCAGUGCAGCGGCAUCGGUGUGGGGCCGCUCAGCCUGACUCCCGCACAGCAGUACAGCCUUCGAGCCAAGUACGCGGUGGCCACAGGUGGGCCACCCCCCACCCCGCUGCCAGGCCUGGAGCGCGGGAACCUGCGGGCCCGACUGGCGCUGCUGGACAUGUCCGAGCACAUGUUGGGCCCCCGACGGGGCAGUGGUGGGCCAGCCUAUGGCCAUGCAGGGCCCGCACCCGCCUUCCCCCAUGAGGCACAGGGCAGCGGAGCGCGUCGGGCCAGUGACCCAGUGAGGCGGCCUGACGCCCUUGCUCUCCCACGGGUACAGCGCUUCCACAGCGCCCAUGAUGUGAACCCAGGCCCGCUGCCACCUUGUGUCACUGAGAGGUGCAGCCUCCGCCUGCAGGGUUCCGCCAGCGCCGAUGGCAGCCUGGCCCACAGCACCUACUCUCCCCGACCGCCCAGCAUCAGUGAGAACGUGGUGAUGGAGGCUAUGGCAGCCGGGACAGAUGGUGCAGGGCCUGAGGGCAACCUCAUGCUGCCAGAGGAUGACCUCGUGCUGCCUGAUGAUGUGGUGCAGUACAUCAAGGCACAUACCAGUGGGGUUGUGGAUGAGAGUACCCGGCAGGUCUAUGCCCCAGAAAGCACCUGCUUCCCUGAACACCUCAAAUUGCCCAGCCCAGGGCUGCACGGGCAGCGCAGGAUGGCAGCUGCGGACUCCAAUGUGGGCCCCUCUGUCCCUAUGCUGAGAGGUUGCCAGCCGGGCUAUGGAGCCCCCUCUAGCCUGAACAAAAACAGCAUGCCUGUGCAGUGGAAUGAGGUGAGCUCUGGCACCAUGGAUGCCCUGAGCAGCCAGGUGAAGCCUCCACCUGCUCUGCAAGGCAACCUGGCUGCAGUGCAGCAGAAGCCAGCUUUCGGCCAGCAUCCAGGCUAUAGCUCACAAGGUCUGCAGCCAAGCCCAGGCAGCCUGGACAACACACAGCCACACCUCCAGCCCUGCAGUGGAGCCCCCUCUGUGCCCAGGAUAAAUUAUACGCAGCAGCUGCGGCUGACAGGGACAAGUAGCCAGUGUCCCAGCAUGACCACCACAGUGAGCCCCCACAGCUACGGCCAAGCCCACUCCCAGCUGAGCUCCAGUACCAGGGGUGGGACCCUGAAUCAGUUCCCCACAUCCUGCAGCAACCUGGCAGCCAAGCCGGGCCACUUGGGGCUCCCCCAGCAAAUGGAAAUGGCUCCCGACCCCUCCAUGAUGGGUUGCAGUCGCAGGGAACCUGGGCUCCCCAAUUCCACCCUGGCCGGGAUGGCACCACCUCCUGCAGCCCAGAGCUACCCACAGCAGAGUCAUCAGCAGGCAAAUCCCAUGAGUCAGGACAUCUUCCACCAGGGCCCCAGCGUUCUGCCUCCCCACCAGCCUGGCUUCAUGGAGCUCCAGCAAGGCAAUGUGGGGCUGGCUGGACCAUGCUUUGGUCUCGUGCAACCCCGGCCACCUCCUGAUCCCAACCCUAAUGGCCGCCACCGAGGGGUACGUGCUGGGCAACAGCUGGCCUAUGCCAGGACCACUGGCCAUGCCAUGGCUGCUCUGUCAGCCAGCCAGGAGAUGGCAGAGUCUAUGCCCAAGGGAGCAAUGGGUACAAUGGUGUCCCUGCCUCAGCUUCACCCACAGGACACGGGUGGGGCCCAAGACCACAACAUGCUCUACUAUUAUGGCCAAAUCCACAUGUAUGAACAGAAUGGAGGCCUGGAGAACCACACAGGCUGCCAGGUCAUGAGGCCCCAGCCACCGCAGCCACAGGCCUGCCCGGAGAGCAUCCAGCACCAGCCCUUGCCCUCACCAGGGGUCAACCAGGUGUCUAGCACUGUGGACUCCCAGCUGCUGGAGGCUUCCCAGAUUGAUUUUGAUGCCAUCAUGGAUGAUGGCGAUCACUCGAGCUUGCUGUCAGGUGCCCUGAGCCCCAGCCUCCUCCACAGUCUCUCCCAGAACUCCUCCCGCCUCACGACCCCCCAGAACUCCCUGACUCUGCCCUCCAUCCCCACGGGCAUCAGCAACAUGGCUGUUGGGGAUAUGAGCUCCAUGCUCACCAGCCUGGCCGAGGAGAGCAAGUUCCUGAAUAUGAUGACCUAAGGCUCCAGCUGAGCAGACCCACAGGAGGCAUCCAUUUCCAGAGUGUGGGGCUGGCAUUGUUUUGUUUUUUUUCCAAAAAAGUAUUAAUAGGUCUGAGGGAGUUUGCCAGUGGCUAAUUCAGACCACAAAUGCUUUAAGGGCAAGUUUAUGUGUAUCCUACCUGGUCGUCUGGAUUAUUUUUCAGAACACAAAAUAUUCCAACAGGAAAGACUCAUUUACACAGUGCUUCCUGCCUUUGGUGUUCAUAGGACCACUCUGCUCUGGCUUCUUCGCCUCCAUCACUUGGCUAAGGAGGGAUUACGUUGGCCUGUGCUUCCCAAGUACACAAGGAAAAGGACAGGUAAAGGAACCAACCACAUUUGGGUUUGAAUCUGUAAGUCAUACUGGAUAUUCUAAUCCAGGAAGGUAAGCUUCUCUGAUGUCUGCAAGAAAAAGGAAUUGCUGGCCCACCGGAAUUCUUCUGUGAAGCUUAAUUCAUGAGGUUGCUAAUGUCCCUUGCCACAGAGGAAAAAAAGAUUUCACCUAGAUAAUUUGGAAGCACAUCCUGAUUUCAGGUUUGGUAGAGCUGGCAUCUCUACCCUGCAAAGCCAAGUUUUCAACUGGCAGACUGUCCAAGUGUAUAUGAAUGAAUAAAGUACAGAAGUAUUGCCAGAAAAAGGAAAGAAAAAAUUGUAAUGCUUGGGGCAUGCCCAGAAGCCUGGGCCUCUCCAGACCAUGUUUACAGUAUUCCUGCAUGUAGAAUGUAACCCUUCCUGAAAAGAACACUUACUUCUAAAUACCUCGGGGCUGCCGAAGCUUCUGUGGGUUAGGCAUGGACCGAGGGGAGCUGAGCUUGGGACGGAACCUUUAGAAAGUGAGAGUGCAUGGGCUCAGCCUCAGGCCACCCUGGAGAUUUCCAGUAGGAAGAAGAAGUCACAUGUUUACCCAAUCCUGUUGCCCCAGCGCACUGUUCACCCACUUUACCCUAGGGCCUGACGGCAGCCUCCAUCCAGGUCCCUCCAGGCCAUACUGUCCCCUCACCAGCAGCCCAGUGAUCUCUGCCAAGUCACACAACAUUCAGUCCUGGUAUCUUCUGGAUUCCCUUCCCCCUUCCCUCUAAUUCAUUUCAGAGAAUGAUGAUAUGAAUGGUGUUUUUUGUAGGGGUGGGAGGGUAAAGGAGUUGAUUUCUAGAAUUCUGAGGGACCAACACUCUUCGCUGUGACCAACCCACAAUCCCAAAUGGAAUUUGGAACUGGCAUCUGGAGGUUUUCCUGAACAUACUGUUGAAUGAAUCUGUGCAUCCUCCCCAGCACACACAUAUACACACCCUACACCUUGCCUGUGUUGAAUUUGUGACAACUUUGCCAAAAACAACUGCAUCCCUGUGAGUUUGGUACUGACUAUGACCCUGGCUUUAGGCAGGAUAGGGCCAACACCUUACCUGGGCCUUCUGCAUCCCAGAACAUCCAGUGCUUUGUGAGGGUCCAAAGAAAAGGCCAAGUCCAAAUAACAGCCCUGGGAGAGGUCCAGAAGUCUGGGCUCUGUGGUGGUCAUUCAUUCCCAAGCUAGGAUUUCACUAGCUGUUCCCACCCUGUGUAUAGUUUGUACAGAAGACAUCCUCCCUAAAAAUACUGUAGGUGAGUCAUCCAGCCAAAUUUAUAUCUCCAAAACAUUUUUAGCUUUUUCUACAUGUUAUGAAUUGAGAUGACAUGUUCAACUUGUAAAUAAGCCUUUUUGUAUAUUAAAAAAGUAAUUUUUUCAUAACUUA